AUGUCGUCCGCCUUCGAUGAUUUCGUCCAUGUUGGACAUCGUUCUCGCGACCCCGCAGCAUCAUCGUCUCACCGAGGAGGGGGAGGGUCUGUUUCCGAUGAGUUCUUUAAGAACAGCUCCGGAAAGAGACAAUUCACGGAGGGUGUUAUUGCUACUGCCAUCCGCACCCAGCAUCCCAAAUACCACCUUACCAUAGCCCCGACCUACACCAGUGACCUUCUGUCAUUUGGUGCUUCGAGUGAUGAUGUCACUUACUUCAUUCGUGAUGCUGACAAGGCUUUGUUGGAGCGGCAAUUCGUCCCACCAGCUCGAAGAUACAACGACGAGACUGGCGGUGCAUUCGCCGAGCACGUGUCAUUUGCUUCCUACGACUAUGUAUACAAGGGCGAUGCCUUCCUUCUCUAUGUUGUGAAUGGACAAGAUGGCGCCUAUGGAUCCGUAGCUUACAACUACAUUCUCGUCGACGAGUCUGAGAGCCAGGUUUCGGCUCAGAAGAAAGCAGACGGCUUGCUAGCUGCUGCUGCCCGAUGGCAGAUGGAGCUACACGGUGAGGUUCUUGUCUUUGACCAAGGAUAUUGGCAGCCUAAUAGAGAGCUCUGGGAGAACGUACAGAAGUCGAACUGGGAAGACGUUAUUCUGGAGAAGGAAAAGAAGGAGACGAUUAUCGACGAUGUGAUUGGCUUCUUUGAUGCUGAAGACCGAUAUGCUGAGUUUGGAGUUCCAUGGAAGAGAGGUGUCAUUUUCUACGGCCCACCUGGAAAUGGUAAAACCAUCUCCACCAAAGCUCUCAUGCAUGACAUCUCCAAGAGGACCAAAUCCAGCAUCGAAUCACUCUAUGUGAAGACAUUCAACAGCUACGCAGGGCCUGAAUAUGGUAUUCGCCAAAUCUUCGUCAUGGCUCGUCGAAUGGCGCCUUGUCUUCUUAUUUUCGAAGACGUCGACUCCCUGGUUAGCCCAAUGGUUCGAAGUUACUUCUUGAAUGAAGUGGAUGGCCUCGAGUCAAACCACGGGAUACUGAUGAUAGGGAGUACGAACCAUCUUGAAAGACUUGAUCCUGGAAUCGCAAAGCGUCCGAGUCGUUUCGACAGGAAGUAUUUCUUCGAUGUCCCGUCUCGUGACGAGCGCAUCCAGUAUGCUGAUUACUGGCGGCACAAGCUCCGCAACAACAAGAAGGUUGAGUUCCCGAAGGAACUUUCCGUUCGUGUUGCGGAUAUCACAGCGGAUUUCAGCUUUGCAUAUUUGAAGGAGGCCUUCGUCGCUGCCCUGCUGGUCAUUGUAGCUAGACCAGAGGAAAAGAAGCCAAAGUUCAAGCAUCGGGAAGACGAGUUGAGCGGGAAUAUCCUGUGGAAGGAGUUGAAGAAGCAAAUUGACAGUUUGAGAAAGGAGAUGGACGGGGACGAUGAUGAUGAGCAAGCCAUCGGUAUGAGCGGAAUGUGGCCUGCUCUAAACAACAUCCUGGAAGAGAGAACUGAUAGACCCACCUUUGGUCAUCCUGGAAUGGAAAGACCACGAUUUGCGAACGCUUCCAUGCAGGGUCGCCCAUUCCCCCAACCUGGACGUGACAAUAUGGCACGGCCCAUGGACAUCAAUAACGCACCUCCAAUGCCGAGAUACUUCUGA
Messenger RNA from Cadophora gregata, 1620 nucleotides. RefSeq lists its product as uncharacterized. The record is from RefSeq and is a predicted model, not a curated record. Gene Ontology annotation, biological process: protein import into peroxisome matrix. NCBI's taxonomy places the organism in Eukaryota, Fungi, Ascomycota, Leotiomycetes, Helotiales, Ploettnerulaceae. Gene Ontology annotation, cellular component: peroxisomal membrane; cytosol. Gene Ontology annotation, molecular function: ATP binding; ATP hydrolysis activity. Bases 1 to 1620 code for a protein of 539 amino acids. The transcript is spliced from 5 exons.